Molecule: messenger RNA, 2919 nt
Organism: Macrosteles quadrilineatus (aster leafhopper)
Lineage: Eukaryota; Metazoa; Arthropoda; Insecta; Hemiptera; Cicadellidae
Product: ATP-binding cassette sub-family G member 1-like
Exons: 12
Coding region: 152-2179 (675 amino acids)
Cellular component (GO): plasma membrane
Molecular function (GO): ATP hydrolysis activity; ATP binding; ABC-type transporter activity
Source: RefSeq, a predicted model, not a curated record
UGACCGCGUACCGAACAUGACCAACACGCUCAUGAGGCGCGUACGUUAGUGGCUUCUUGAAAUUGGUGUAACUUCGUGAAAAAUCUUUCGUUCAAUAUAAAACAAUACAGUAAUAUUUUACAUCCAUAUUUGAACAUUUUGUGUAUUCACCAUGUCGGAAACAGUGCAAGUUAUGUCCUGUCCCACAGGAGAAGAGGAGAUCGUCACCCUCCCUAGAAGAAAGAGUCUGGUGCGAUUCUCCGCGACCGACGACGCCGAGAGACCGAGGGCGAUCACCAGGAUACCCACGAGGGCGGAGUUGACGACCCUUACGAGGAUGGCGAAGAGACCCGCCGUGGAUAUCGAGUUCCAGGACCUCACCUACCAAGCAGGCCACCAGAGGAUUCUCAAGGGUAUAAAUGGCAUCUUCAAGUCCGGCGAGCUCACGGCCAUCAUGGGGCCCUCAGGAGCUGGGAAAAGUACACUCAUGAACAUCCUUGUGGGCUACACGUCUGCAGGAGUGUCAGGUACUAUCAUGACCAACGGGCAUCCACGGCAGAUGAAGCUGUUCAACAAGCUGAGCUCCUACAUCAUGCAAGAGGACAUGAUCCAACCCAGUCUGACAGUGCGUGAGGCGAUGAUGGUGGCGGCUCAUCUCAAACUGGGAGACGAACUGUCAACCGAGGACAAAGAACUGGCGGUGGUGGAGAUCCUAGAUACCCUUGGACUGUCGCAGUGUGCAGAGACUUCCACAGAGAGAUUGUCCGGGGGACAGAGGAAGAGAGUGUCAGUCGCUCUGGAGCUAGUCAACAACCCUCCGGUAAUCUUCCUGGAUGAGCCCACCACAGGUCUAGACAUAGUGUCAAUAAACAACUGUAUUCAACUACUGAAGGAUCUAUCCAGACAAGGGCGUACCAUCGUCUGCACCAUCCACCAGCCCAGCGCCACCAUGUUCCACAUGUUUGACGUGGUCUACAUGUUAGCUAGAGGGCAGUGUGUCUACCAGGGAUCUAGUCAUCAGCUGGUGCCGUUCCUUAGUCACUGUGGACUGCAAUGCCCACCUACCUACAACCCGGCAGACUAUAUUUUUGAAGUUCUCUCAUUAGACGUAAUCAAUUUGAUGACAUCAGAAAUACAAAAUGGUAGAAUUAUAAAGCUGGACCCCCAGACUGCUUCAGAACCGCCUAGAUCUAAGCUUUUGACUCAGGACACAACUCUAGGCAGUGAUUAUCCAUCAGGUCGUAAGGAGACGAUGGCAGUAAUGCCCCACGUUUACGGGGUCGAACCUGAAACUCUCCAGUUUCCUACCUCCUUCUAUCAGCAAUUCUGCAUCAUACUGAGCCGGCUACUCUUGCAGAAGAGGAGAAAUAGGACGGCCUUGUGGUUACAAAUCAUCCACCAUGUGUUCUCUGGACUUAUCAUUGGAAUCAUCUUCUGGGGCAUCGGUAACAACGCCAGUCGACCAUUCGAGAACUUCAAGUUCUGCCUGUGUGUUGUUGUCUUCAUGAUGUACACUUACGUUAUGUCACCUAUUCUAAUAAUGCCAACAGAGAUGAAAUUACUACGGAGAGAAUACUUCAACAGAUGGUACGGGAUCAAAGCUUACUACAUGGCUAGGACAGCAGUCACGAUACCAAUUACAUUCACACUGUGCAUGCUCUUCAAUGUUCUUGUCUACACCAUGUCAGAUCAACCCAUGGAACUUGCCAGAUUUCUCUGGUUCUGCUCUAUAACGACAAUACUCGCUUUUGUGUCUGAAGGCAUGGGAAUGCUUAUUGGAAUCAUCUUCAACUGCACAAACGGUGCAGUAGUUGGGCCAUCAGUCAUGGCUCCCAUCCUAAUGUUGUCGUACCUGGGGAUGGGCUACGGCGUCAGGACGGUGCCCUUUCAAGAGAUCCUGAUGAGGUUGAGUUUUCUGCGUCUCUCGCUGGUCGGAGUCGUGACGACUUUGUACUACCACGACCGAGCUCCCAUGGAGUGUAUCAACGACGUCCACCCUUACUGUCACUACCAGGACCCCUCGCUGCUGGUGCGGGACCUCGGCAUGGGAGGGGAGGUAACAUUGUACAACCUCCUCGGAAUGUUUGGAUACCUACUGCUAUUCAGACUUGCAGCGUACUUUGCUAUGAGGUUCCGUCUCACCACUCAGCUACGAAGUCACAUCAUCACCUAUGUUCACAAAAUCAUCAAGCAGAGAUAGUGGACACUAUCACCGUUCUCCAGUACUUGAGUACUUUGUUCAGCACUCGAGGACUUUGCUUGCUACUUGAGUACUUCAUACCGGGCAAGACUAUUAAUGCCUGUUGUCCCAUGUGUACAGCCAUUCAUCCUCAUGUUUCCUUAUAUUCUUUAUUUAUUGACAUCAUCUAUCUUAUAUUUUAUACAAGUACUUAAAAAUCAAAAUAUAAUAUGUAAUAUAUGUAAUAUAAAAUCACCCCUAGUGCCUGUAUUUGUUUCUGUAGUGAUUACUGUAGAAAAUGUCUAUGUCUAUACUAUUUCACUUAAAUGUAUUAAAUGUGAAAUGUUUUAUUAAUUUAACUGUUGCAUAUUGCAUUAUCAAUUUAAUUUAAGCUUUAUUUGGUGUAUUUUGUUGUUCUCUUACAGCUUUUGAUAAAUGUACUCAAUCAAAUGCAAAUAAAUCUUCAAAUACAUUACACCAUUAUUAAAUUAAAAUCUAGUAACAAAAUCAAACUUUGCUUUUUCCUAUCUGUUUUUACUUGUACUCAUUUCAACAAACCAUGAUAUUAUUUUUUACAUCAAAGAUCAUCAGACUGUUUUGUACAAAGUCACUGUUAGUAUUAAUUUAGUUAUAGAACUUAUUGUUGUUGCUAAUAAAAAAACUACUAAGUCUUCCUACAUCAAGGUACAGACGAUUUGUACAAUAAGUAGUUAUUUAAGGAUUUUUAUAUGUAUUGUAAUUAAUAAAUAUUACAUAAGACA